UUGGCCAUCUGUUUGUUUGCAUUUGUGUCUGCACGAAAAGAAAAUCUCUAAGAAAGCGCGAGUUUAAAAAAAAAAAAAAAGUUAUUCUUCUGGCAACUCCGUAAGGAAGAUUGUCUUCACUAAUGUGGCUUGGUUAUGUACCUGAGGGGAACCACAGACUGAAAAUAGUGUCCCUCUUUUAUAAAACAACCAGGAGUCUCCAAAAAUGUAAAAAUCUGAGUGUUUGUUGACGGCAAGUUGUAAGGGUGGAAAAGUGCACAAAUGGCCAAAUGCUCGUAGAAAUUGUGGAGCUAAAUUCAACGUUCUUGGCUUAUAACCAAAUGUGUUUACCCAAUCUGAAAAUGCAGGUUCCAAUGUGUCAAGUACAACUUCACUGCCUUGUGUUUUCCCGCCCGUUUGCCUAAAAGGAAAAAAAAACAAAAACUGGCCACACCCCUCAGUUUCAUAACACUCUCUUCCCUGUGUGCGAAGCUCACACGCACAAGUCGUAGCUUCAGCCUGGAGACGGCUCGAGGACUAAGAGGAUCUGCUCGCCCGUCAGUCACUACCACAGGGGGGACACGACCGCUUAUCGGUUCCAGUCAACGGCGGCAACAUGGAGGAAAAGUCUAAGCAAAGAAGAAUGACCAUGGAUUUUUCCCAACUGCACACAUACACGCCGCCGCAGUGUGCUCCGGAGAACACCGGCUAUACCUACUCCCUCAGCUCCAGCUACUCGACGGCAGCGUUAGAGUUUGAGAAGGAGCACCAGAUUGCUCCGGUCUACGAGUCGCCCAGGAUGUCACGGCGGAGCCUGCGUCUGCAAAACAUGGCCGAUCACCAUGGCAACGACAACCUUAUGGACUACACCAGAAGCCAGAGCAGCUAUGCUUCCAGGAAAGAGUCACGGACGCUCCGGGGGAGAAACACCUUGUCGUUGUCCCUGAGCCAAGCCGACACGCCCAGGCAGCACCUCAACUUCUCCGCCAUCAGCACCCCGAUAAGCAGCAGCACCAGGGUGGAGGAAAGAAACGCGGCGGCGUUUGCCGGCAGCCUGCGUGACGGCGCCGCCGACCACCUGAGGCAGCGCACCGUCACGACCAGCACGACAUCAGUCAACGGCAUCUGGGGAAGGACGUCCCACUCUGCGCACAGCUCGUCCAACGGCGACGUGGACGCUUCCAAGUCGUACGUGACGCACGCCAACGGCUUCAUCUGUAAAGACUGCUCCUUCCAUUCUGAAAAGAACGACUCCCUCAUCACGCACACGUCAUCGACAUCAUCGCCGUCGUGUCGCGCCGAAGGAGCGUGCGCCGAUUCCCUCUACCACUCGUCGUCACCUUUCUCAACUAUAUACACCAUAGACCGGAGUCGGAAGAACAAGACAGGCCUCCUAACGUCAGUGUCCAAUACGUGCGUGCGUCUGAGCAAAAAAGUCCUGGCUCCUUUUGUGUCCAUCUUCACCAUGCUUUACAGCAGCGUGCUCUGGCUACACACACGAACCACAAGCGGCACACAAGGAAGAGCAGGCGUCUUUGCGUCAUGCACGGACUCCCUGAGACAGACGGCGUCCUCCAGUUUGUCCCAAGUGUGGCUACUCAAGCGCAGGGUGAUGGGCGACAGCUCUGAAAACUCUCAAGUACAAGCUCACUCCAGUUACUGUGGGAGCAUGAAUGUUAAAGAUCUGGUGACAGAAGACGCAUCACAUCUCAAUCUCAAUGGUUCCCUAUGUGAUGACUGUAAAGGGAAGCAGUCCUUUGAGACGCACACCGUCCUCGUCACUCAGUCCUCCAGGUCCCGGCGCCUGGCGGAGGCGCUGUGGAGCCUUCUGGCUUGCGCAGGUUACUGCUUCCUCCGGCCGGGUCACUACGCGGUGAGAGGCGCUAAAGCUUUGGGCUCAGGGGUCAGCACGCUGACGCAGAGACUGCUUACGUUGCUGUGGACAAUCCUAGCGGCUCCAGGGAAGGCAGGGCGGGGUCUUCUGUGGUUUCUCGCCAGUGGCUGGUACCUCCUUGCAUCCCUCGCGUCUCUCCUAAAUGUCUUCUUUCUGACACGGUGCCUUCCAAAACUCUGGAAGCUCCUCCUGCUUUUACUGCCGCUCCUGCUCCUCUUAGCUUGGUGGCUGUGGAGCCCGCCCGUCGCCGUCCUGCUCGGCUACUUGCCAGCCGCAAACCUCACCGAGUGGCGUCCUUCCUCCCUGAUCACGUACCUGUCUAUCUUGAUGCCAGCCUCCGCUCCGGCUCCUGUAUCUGCUCCGGUUCCUGUACCUGCUGCAGAGUUCCAGACCUCAGCUCCCGUUUCACAAGCGCCACCAAUUGUAGUCUCUAGUUUGGACAUGGAGCGCCUCGAGCGUCUGGAGCGCCACCUAGCGCUCCUGUUCCAGCGAGUUCAGCAGAGCGAGCAGAAGCAGGCGCAGGAGCACACGGACAUAAUGGCUCUGUACGCCACGCUAAGGGAGAAGCUCCACGCCGAGACCGACAGGGAGACGCUGGGACUGUGGGUGUCGUCCCUGCUGGAGCAAAGGCUGGGCGUGUUGCGAGGAGAGCUGAGAGAGGACCACGCCCUCAGAAAGCAGAACGAAGAGCAGCUCAAAGCGCUACAAGGGAGUCAAACGACACGGUUGGCCGAGUUUGAACUGCUGCUCGGCGCUCUGGCUGCCCAGACUGAGACCGUGCAACAGAGGCAGCAGCAAUAUAAACUUGACAAAGAGAAAAUUGAAGUCGUCGCCGCUCCAGCAGUAGACACUCCACCUCUUAGUGUGGGAGUGAAGCAGGAGACGCACGAUGCGUUGCAGGCUGAGGUGCAAAGACUUGAGAUGGAAUUGGUAAAAGUCAGGCAGGACCUGCACGCCGUCAUGGGAUGCAGGGGCAAGUGUGAGCAGCUGGACUCGCUGCAGGAGACGAUGUCAGCUCAGGUUUCCUCCCAAGUGCGUAAGGAGUUGCACGCUCUCUUCUUCGGCAGCAGCUCGUCAGAUGAGUCUCAGGAGGAAUUGCCUGAGUCUCUGGUGGUCUGGCUCUCCCAGCGCUACGCCACCACACCCGACCUGCGGGCGUCGCUGGUUGCCCUGGAGCACGACAUCCUGAGCAACGUUUCUCGGCAGCUGCAGCUGAGCCGUGUCGAGACUCUCAGCAAGGCCGAGUCCAAGGCCGCGUCCAUCGCUGGCGCGGCGACCUUGUCGGUGCAGAACGCUGCCUCGACCGAGUGCCUGUCGGAAGAGCAAGUAAAAUUGAUCGCCCAGAAUGUGCUGAAGCUCUACUCGCAGGACAAGACCGGUCUGGUGGACUAUGCCCUGGAGUCUGGAGGCGGGAGCAUCCUCAGCACUCGCUGUUCAGAGACACACGAGACCAAGACGGCCCUCAUGAGUCUGUUUGGGGUCCCGCUCUGGUACUUCUCCCAGUCCCCUCGAGUUGUCAUCCAGCCUGACAUGUACCCAGGCAACUGCUGGGCGUUCAAAGGCUCACAGGGUUACCUCGUGAUCCGGCUUUCCAUGAGAAUCCGGCCCACGUCCUUCUGCUUGGAACAUAUUCCCAAAGCGCUGUCCCCCACCGGGAACAUCAGCAGUGCCCCUCGUAACUUCACAGUCUUUGGACUGGAUGACGAGUACCAAGAAGAAGGAGAGUUGCUCGGUCACUACACCUACCAGGAAGACGGAGAAUCGCUGCAAAUCUUCCCUGUUAAGGAGCCGACGGAGAAGACUUUCCAAGUCAUGGAGGUCCAGGUGAUGUCCAACUGGGGACAUCCCGACUACACUUGCUUAUAUCGCUUUCGAGUCCACGGAGAGCCACGCCCUCAGUGAACCAACCACUACGAAACACAAAAAACUGUUGUACAUACAGCAAAGGCGCUCUGAAGUCCUCGUGGAUGUGAGGCUGACCAGAUGGUGGCAGGUGUUUUUUUCUUUUCUUUUAUUUUUGUGCUGAAAGAAUAACAGGGACAUCCAAAUGGAGACUUGAGGACAAGAACUUUGAUUUCCUAAGAGACAUCUUGCACUGAAUGAACUUACGAAGGCACAAGAUUCCUGUUUUUAUUUUGCUGGCCAUUGUACGUGGUCAUCCAUUUUACGCCACUAGCUGAUUGGAAUGAUUUACUACUUUGUAAUGCAUUUCACCCUUUAAGGACACUGCAACCCACUCGCGGAGGUUCUUCCGCUCUGUAAAUUAAUCAGCAUAGACAAAAUGCGUCAGUGUAAUGUUGGAUGGACUUUCUCUCGCAAUUUUCUUUUAACAACAGCUUUUACGAGAGUGUUGCCUCUGAAAGUCAUAUGCCCGGAUCUCCAAUUGGCAAUCGAUUUGGAAUGGUUAGUAUCUUCAUUACUGGGGAUUUUUUUUUUUUUAAGAUAACAUUCUGUUCCUCUUUCCUUUAAGCUAAGUUAUCCGCUUCCUUUUAUCCGAGACCCAGACCGAAUGUAACCUGUAUAUUUGGUGUCCAUCAUAUAGUCUGUAUUUUUAUGAAAUUUGCUUUCAUCAGUGUUGAUUUAUAUCAGAAUAACCUAUCGCUAUUGUCUAUUAUUUUUGCCAUUUUGUUUUGGGGAAUGAUGCUUUUGUAAGGAUGCACUGCAGAUGUAGGCCUUCUUUAAUUGGGAGGGGUUGACUUGUGAUUUUGAUUGCAAAUAUAAGUGGAAUGCCUAAAUUUUGUACAAAAAAAUGUUUUAUCCCACUUUUUUAUUUAUUACGAGGUCAACUGAUGACUGUGGUAAACGAAUUCUGCCUUGUAUAUUUUGUCGAAAGCUAUUUAGUGCAUUUUGAAAGCAUCUUGGGAUUUAAUUUUGUUUUUUUUUUAAGAAAAAAGAUAAAUGGCUAUUUUUGGUUGUCGUAAAACAAGUGCUUUGGAAUAUAUUCCAAUAAAGAGCUUAAUUUUGAA
Molecule: messenger RNA, 4839 nt
Organism: Syngnathus typhle (broad-nosed pipefish)
Lineage: Eukaryota; Metazoa; Chordata; Actinopteri; Syngnathiformes; Syngnathidae
Gene: sun1b
Product: Sad1 and UNC84 domain containing 1b
Exons: 23
Coding region: 596-3775 (1059 amino acids)
Biological process (GO): nuclear envelope organization
Cellular component (GO): nuclear envelope; meiotic nuclear membrane microtubule tethering complex
Molecular function (GO): protein-membrane adaptor activity
Source: RefSeq, a predicted model, not a curated record